AUCAUCUUUCGCAGCAUAGUCAUAUACCAUAUCGAGUCUACUCAGCACAUCACCAAUUUGUACCUUUAGAGCAAUGGCAUCAAGCGACUCAUCAUCGAAAUGGAAGCUCUUCAAGACCAUCAUCCCAGCAUAGCGCCUGAAGACCAUCUCACCACCCAUGGGCAACUACACCAAGAGAUGCCCAGCACCGAAGGAUCCAACUAUCACCUCCAACUCCACUCGGCCCUUCACCAGGAUACUACAUUCCGAAUAUCCUAGUCUUGUAACCUCAAUCCGACCUACGUCCCCCAAUGAUCAAACCUAUAUAAAGCGCCCUUCAAUCCUCUUAUUCCCAUCACCAGCAUCACAGACUCACCAGCUCACAACCCAACGAACUCCAACCCACAACCCACAACUCAUCAAAAUGCAACUCUUCACCUACCUCCCUCUCGUCCUCAGCCUAAGCACCCCCGCCCUCUCAGCUUCUUGGGGUAUCAAGGCCUGGCACAGCGACAACUGCAGUGGCUCCCUGCUGACACACAUCGAGAACUCCCCCAAGACGGGGUGCUUCAACUUCGACAAGAAAGAGGGGUACGGGAUCCGCUCGGUCAACGGAAACUUCAACAGCAAGGACUACCACAUCACGAUCUACCCCAAGGAGAACUGCAAGGGAACGGCGGCGUGGUCCGGCAAGAGCAUCAGUCCCCACAAGUGCGAGGUGUUCAAGGAGUGGACCUCGAAGGUCGUCAUGUACUCGUACAAGGUCACUGCUGCUUAGGCUUUUGUCAGGGGGAUUGGACGGGGACCGGGAUGUCGCUGCGCCUUUGGCUUCAUCAUACAUAUGAAUCUUCAUGGUGCAGGAUUUUUGAGCGAAUUAUAUGUACUUACUCUCCCCCUUUCCAUAAUCGCAGAGAGCAACUAUGCAUGCCAUUAGCGCUUUUCUUCCUGUAUGAGUGCAUGCAUAAGACUUUUCGCGAGCAAAUGCACUGUAUUCCCGAAGAUUGAGAGUGCAACCCUAAAGAUUGAGACAACUAGCAUAGAGCUACCUCUUUCCAUCCAACUGAAGCCUGU
This is a messenger RNA of Aspergillus fijiensis CBS 313.89, 1050 nucleotides long. RefSeq lists its product as uncharacterized. The transcript has 2 exons. The record is from RefSeq and is a predicted model, not a curated record. NCBI's taxonomy places the organism in Eukaryota, Fungi, Ascomycota, Eurotiomycetes, Eurotiales, Aspergillaceae. Bases 158 to 757 code for a protein of 199 amino acids.